This is a messenger RNA of Sinocyclocheilus rhinocerous, 2223 nucleotides long. Its product is annotated as protein-glutamine gamma-glutamyltransferase K-like. Bases 1 to 2223 code for a protein of 740 amino acids. Gene Ontology annotation, biological process: peptide cross-linking. Gene Ontology annotation, molecular function: protein-glutamine gamma-glutamyltransferase activity. NCBI's taxonomy places the organism in Eukaryota, Metazoa, Chordata, Actinopteri, Cypriniformes, Cyprinidae. The transcript is spliced from 14 exons. The record is from RefSeq and is a predicted model, not a curated record.
AUGAGCAGUGCUUCAGAACACACACCAGACGGUCUGCCAGAGCACCUGAACUUCACCAACUCACAGUCUUUCAGCCUGCUUGUAGAAAUGCUUAGAUCUAACACCAACACUGCUGGAGGUCCCAGUGCCAGCGCUCCUGCAGCUGCGACCCCGGCGGCUUCAGACACGCUUCUGACGGUUCACUCCGUCGACCUCCUGAAAUCCAAGGAUGGGCCGAACCGACGCGAGCAUCGCACAGACGCUUACUUCAGCGACAAGCUGAUCGUCCGCAGAGGACAGACCUUCCAGAUGUGGAUCGAGUUCUCCAGACCCUUCAACCCCAAAUCUGACAAGCUGCAGCUGCAGCUGAAGUUAGAGCCCAUCUUCAGCAGUAGCACUGGGAUUCACAUCUCUGUCCCGUUAGUGGACGUCCUGGAAGACGGCCGCUGGGAGAUGAAGAUCGUGGAGCAGAAAGACAAACGCGUGCGGCUGGCGGUCAACACUCUUCCCACCGCCUCCAUCGGCCGCUACAAGGUGACCGUGGAGUCUUUCUCACCGAAGGGCAAGCUGCUGUUCCCCUGCACCCCCAACGACGUCUACCUGCUCUUCAACCCCUGGUGUGAAGAUGAUGCCGUGUAUCUGGAUAAUGAAGCAGAAAGGAAAGAGUAUAUCCUGAAUAGCAUGGGCAGAAUUUACUACGGAACUGAGAAGCAAAUUGGAACCAGAACAUGGAAUUUUGCCCAGUUUGAACAGGAUAUCCUGGAAGCAUGUCUGUUCAUUUUGGAGAGAGGUCAGGUCGCUAUGACCGAAUGGAGAGAUCCAGUGAUUGUGUCCAGAAUGGUAUCUGCUCUGGUGAACUCCAACGAUGACUACGGUGUUCUGAUGGGUAACUGGAAGGACAGCUAUGAGGGCGGGACGUCUCCUACCGCCUGGAGCGGCAGCGGCGACAUCCUGAGACAGUAUUACAAAAGCUCAGGGAAACCUGUCAAAUUCGCCCAGUGCUGGGUCUAUGCGGGAGUCACCAAUUCAGUGUUGAGAUGUCUUGGUAUUCCCACCCGUUGUGUGACCAACUUCAGCUCGGCUCAUGACACGGACCUUUCCUUGACCACAGACAUUUAUAUUGACGAGAAGCUGGAAGUUAUCAAAGACAAGACCAGCGAUUCUGUCUGGAACUUCCAUGUGUGGAACGAGUCCUGGAUGACCCGUCCGGACCUCCCGGCUGGUUACGGCGGGUGGCAGGUGGUGGACGCGACCCCUCAGGAGCCCAGCCAGGGUUCGUACCGCUGCGGUCCCACUUCCGUCUCCGCUGUCCGCAAAGGACAAGUCGAACUGAAAUUCGACACUCCGUUUGUCUUUGCCGAAGUGAACAGUGAUAGGAUCUACUGGCAGAAGAAACCCGAUAGAAGCUUCAGUCAGGUUAAUGUGGAGAAGAACUCCAUCGGUCAGAGCAUCAGUACUAAAGCUGUGGGAUCUGAUGCUCGUGUGGACAUCACACACCUCUACAAAUACCCAGAAGGUUCAGAGGAGGAGCGCAUUGCUGUGGAAAGGGCCAGUCGCUUCGGCUCCAAACCGACUUUGUAUCCGUCUCCCACCGGCAAUGACGUGAGCGUUGAGAUUGUCAUGGACGGGGCAGGGCCUCGUAUCGGUGGAGAUGCCAAACUCUCCAUCGUCCUGAAGAACAAAAGCUCAAGUCAGCGCACGGCCAGUCUGCUGUAUGAGGUGAUGGUCAUGUACUACACCGGCGUGCUGAAAACCACUGUGAAGAAGGAUCAGAUUCCUCUCACCCUCAAACCGCAAGAGACCAAGACUAUUCCUUGGACUCUGCAGUAUAAGGAGUACAUGAGCCAUCUGGUGGACCAGGGCGCUCUUAUGCUAGCGGUCACUGGACGGGUCAACGAGACCCGACAGAUUCUGGCCACACAGUUCAACUUCAGGCUGCGCACACCAGACCUCAUCAUCACUCCUCAAGGGGAUGCUGUGGUGGGUAAAGAGUUGACAGUCAAGAUCACGUUCCAGAACCCGCUGUCACAAGUGUUGAGGAACGUUUUGUUCCGUAUAGAGGGAUUGGGAAUGCAGAGCGUCAGGAAGAUCGCGUAUGGUGAUGUGGAUAAGCUUGCGACGGUUACACUGACAGAGAAGUUUGUUCCCACUGUCGCCGGCUCUCAGAAGCUCCUGGCAUCGAUGGACUGCCGUCUGCUCACUCAAGUGCACGGAGUCGCUGAUAUUGUGGUCAAACCAAAGUAA